This is a messenger RNA of Suillus discolor, 408 nucleotides long. RefSeq lists its product as uncharacterized. The annotation marks the transcript as partial. The transcript is spliced from 2 exons. The record is from RefSeq and is a predicted model, not a curated record. NCBI's taxonomy places the organism in Eukaryota, Fungi, Basidiomycota, Agaricomycetes, Boletales, Suillaceae.
GGACGCAGGUCCGCAGAGUUGAAUGCAGCACUGGAUAUCGGGUUUGCUGCAGUAGAGCACUGCUUUCUCGAUCUCUCUGCAUCCACCACACUCCCUAUUUCUCAACUGAUUAACUUAUUCCUGAAGAGUUGUGGACGCACCAUUAAUGGUACUAAUUAUUGGAACCUAUAUGCCAACUACUUCAAAGAACAUAUCCAGGCAGAACUCACGCCCAUUGGCAGAGAAGCUCCCGCUGGAGGUGCAACUGUGCGCACGCAAUGUUAUGACAAAUUCAAAGAAGCAUAUCCUGAUUCUUACCAAGAUAUCCUGCUAAUGCACGAGGAGGCAUCGCUCCUUGGAUCAUCGCCUCAAACGAUAGCUCAGCAUGGACAGGGCUUCCAAAAACAUUAUCGAAGAGUGAUACAGAUA